Messenger RNA from Stereum hirsutum FP-91666 SS1, 1605 nucleotides. Its product is annotated as cytochrome P450. The record is from RefSeq and is a predicted model, not a curated record. Gene Ontology annotation, molecular function: heme binding; iron ion binding; oxidoreductase activity, acting on paired donors, with incorporation or reduction of molecular oxygen. The transcript is spliced from 10 exons. The coding region runs from base 1 to 1605 and encodes 534 amino acids. NCBI's taxonomy places the organism in Eukaryota, Fungi, Basidiomycota, Agaricomycetes, Russulales, Stereaceae.
AUGUCCCUCUUCGCCAACCUGUCCAGCGCUGCUCCCGCCCUCGCUCCAGCUCUCAACACUAUCAACGAGAGCCUCAAUCUCGACAACAAACCGAUCACCUAUGCAGUCGGUACCGUGCUUUUAGCCUCCGCUGGCCUUCUGUAUCGCCACCAGUCGACAAAGGACUUGGCUCCUGGACCGCGCGCAUUACCUUUCCUUGGAAAUCUCCUCGAAGUUCCUAUGAAAGACUCAUGGGUCUACUUCAACAACUUGACAGAGAAAUACGGACCCAUGAUCAGGUUGACGCUAGCAGGUAACGAGAUGCUCAUCUUAAAUGACCUCGAGGAUAUCGAAGAGCUGCUUGUAAAGCGUUCGGCCAAUUACUCUUCGCGCCAGCAGCUCAUCUACGCCGGAAAGUAUCGCUCCGCUGAUAGGCGCUUGGUUCUUCUUCCGUAUGGGGCGAUGCUCAAGAAGCAGCGUGCUGCUGUCACACAGAUGAUGAGCCCGAAAGUCGUCGGCACAUAUGAGCACAUUCAGGAGCGUGGAGCGAUGAAACUUCUCUUCGAUACUAUCAAGCAGCCCACGAACACCUACAUCAACCUCAAGUGGUACGCCUCGGAGACGCUGCUCGAACUCAUUUACGGCAAGAAAUUCUCCGCAGACGGCGCAGAGCUCACGACCCUCCUUCACAUGCUGGAGUCGGGUACUGAAGAUUUCCAUCCCUUGAAACACGCCGUCGAUACGUUCCCAUGGUUGGACUAUCUGCCCGAUGUCCUUGCACCAUGGAGAAAACAGGCGUUAGAGGUUCACAACGGCGAGGUCAAGUUCUACACGCGCUUGCUAUAUGGUGUUAAGAACAGGCUAGAUAAUGGCGACCAACUUGAAUGUUUUGCCGCUCGCCUGUGGGAGGACUACAAGAAACUUGGACUCGAUGAGAAGGCAUUGGCAUAUGUCGCCGGUGCUCCUUUCGAGGCAGGUACGGACAACACGGCCGGAACUGUGCUCUGGUUCUUGGUGGCCAUGAUGCACUAUCCCGACGUUCAGAAGAAGGCGCAGGCAGAGCUCGACAGCGUGCUGGGCGCCGAUGGACUCACCCCGCCGAAGUUCCAGCAACUUGAGCAACUCACUUACUGCUCUGCCUUAGUCAAGGAAGUCUUGAGAUGGAAGCCUGUAGCACCAGUCUCAGCACCGCAUUACAGCGAGAAGGAUGAUGUCUACAAGGGCUACCGCAUCCCCGCCAAAACGACGGUUGUGUCGAAUAUAUACGCUCUCCACCACAACGAAAAGCUUUUCCCGAACCACUCUGAGUUCUAUCCCGAACGCUUUGUGCCCGCGAACGGAGGCAAGAUCGGCGUAGAUGGCCUCAACGAGGGUCACUUCAGCUUCGGGUUUGGCAGGCGUGUCUGCCCUGGCCAACAUUUGGCGACGAAGUCCGUUUGGAUCGCUAUGAUCAGUCUGCUCUGGGGCUUCAACAUCACACCACCGAAAGAUGCCAGUGGAAAGCCUAUUCUCCCUGACGUGUCUGCUUGCAGAAGCGGUAUCACUGCCGAGCCGGCUACAUUCAAGGUGGUCUUGACCCCACGAUCUGAUGCACACAAGAACACCAUCAUGUCUCUCAAUGCCUGA